UUAGCAUAGGUCAGUCUUCGAAACAAACUCCUUCAAACAUGAACUCGCUGUAUCUGUUCGCUGUGUGCCUGGCUCUGGCCAGCUGCUGCCUCGCCAGCCCCUGGGGCAAGCCCUCCGGCCAGCCGGGCUGCCAGACGGAGGAGGAGCUGGCUGUGGGCGCCUAUCGCCACUACUACCGCAAGAACCAGUACUGGGUAUGCCAGGUGCUGGGCGUGCCUGCCUCGCCGGCCUACUGCCCCAUUGCCCAGGCCUGGCUGGAUGAUGUCAAGGCCUGUGUGCCCUACUCCGAGUGGUACUGGACUCCAACAGUGGCUCCACCAAGUCAGCCUCUUGCCUGAAUGGACCAGAUUUCUCGAUUGAUUUUGGCAAUGUCAGCAAAAGAAUGCAAAGAUGCGCGUUUUUGA
Drosophila arizonae is the source of this 404-nucleotide messenger RNA. RefSeq lists its product as uncharacterized. The record is from RefSeq and is a predicted model, not a curated record. Lineage: Eukaryota; Metazoa; Arthropoda; Insecta; Diptera; Drosophilidae.